AUGGUUGCGAACAACAAGGUGGACAGCCUGUCGUACGACGUCGAGGCGCCGCCGCCCGCGGCGGCGGCGGCAGCGCCACCUCCGGCGUCGUCGUCGCCGGCGCCGGCUCGUCCCGCGGCGCCCGUGACGCGGCAGGGCACCGCGUCCGCGUCGGCAUCGGUGCUGGAGCUGCACAAGGUGUCGGUGCCGGAGCGGCGGACGACGGCGAAGGCGCUGCGGCAGCGCCUGGCCGAGGUGUUCUUCCCCGACGACCCGCUGCACCAGUUCAAGAACCAGUCGUCGGCGCGGCGCCUGGUGCUGGCGCUGCAGUACUUCUUCCCCAUCUUCCAGUGGGGGUCCGCCUACAGCCCCAGCCUCCUCCGCUCCGACCUCAUCGCCGGCCUCACCAUUGCCAGCCUCGCCAUCCCGCAGGCACAUUCCAGCUUUGUGCCGCCGCUCAUCUACUCGCUGCUGGGGAGCUCGCGGGACCUGGCGGUGGGGCCGGUCUCCAUCGCGUCGCUGGUGAUGGGGUCCAUGCUCCGGGAGGCCGUGUCGCCGGACGAGCAGCCCAUCCUGUACCUGCAGCUCGCCUUCACCGCCACCUUCUUCGCCGGCGCCUUACAGGCGUCCCUGGGAUUCCUCAGGCUGGGCUUCAUCGUCGACUUCCUGUCGAAGCCGACGCUGACGGGCUUCAUGGGCGGCGCCGCCGUCAUCGUGUCGCUGCAGCAGCUCAAGAGCCUGCUCGGCAUCGUCCACUUCACCUCCCACAUGGGCUUCGUCGACGUCAUGCGCUCCGUCGUCAACCGCCACGACGAGUGGAAGUGGCAGACGAUCGUCAUGGGCAGCGCCUUCCUCGCCAUCCUCCUCCUCACGCGCCAAAUCAGCAAAAGGAACCCAAAGCUUUUCUUGGUAGCAGCAGGUGCUCCCCUGGCGUCAGUGAUCAUCUCCACCAUCCUCUCCUACAUCUGGAAAUCCCCCACCAUCAGUGUUAUUGGCAUCCUCCCCAGGGGAGUGAACCCACCUUCAGCGAACAUGCUCACCUUCAGCGGCUCCUACGUGGCGCUGGCGAUCAAAACAGGGGUCAUGACAGGCAUCUUGUCCUUAACUGAAGGGAUUGCAGUGGGCAGGACAUUCGCGUCCAUCAACAACUACCAGGUGGACGGGAACAAGGAGAUGAUGGCGAUCGGGAUCAUGAACAUGGCCGGCUCCUGCGCCUCCUGCUACGUGACGACGGGUUCCUUCUCCCGGUCGGCGGUGAGCUACAGCGCGGGGUGCAAGACGGCGGUGUCCAACAUCGUGAUGGCGGCGAUGGUGCUGGUGACGCUGCUGUUCCUGAUGCCGCUGUUCCACUACACCCCGAACGUGAUCCUGUCGGCGAUCAUCAUCACGGCGGUGAUAGGGCUGAUCGACGUGCGCGGCGCCGCCAAGCUGUGGAAGGUGGACAAGCUGGACUUCCUGGCGUGCGUGUCCGCGUUCCUGGGCGUGCUCCUGGUGUCCGUGCAGAUGGGCCUCGCCAUCGCCGUCGGCAUCUCGCUGUUCAAGAUCCUGCUGCAGGUGACGCGGCCGAACCUGGUGGUGGAAGGCCUGGUCCCCGGCACGCAGAGCUACCGCAGCGUGGCGCAGUACCGGGAGGCCGUGCGCGUGCCGGCGUUCCUCGUCGUCGGCGUCGAGUCGGCCAUCUACUUCGCUAACUCCAUGUACCUGGUGGAGCGGGUCUUGCGGUACCUCCGCGACGAGGAGGAGCGCGCGCUCAAGUCCAACCUCCCCUCCAUCCGAUCCGUCGUCCUCGACAUGAGCGCCGUCACGGCGAUCGACACGAGCGGUCUGGACGCGCUGUCGGAGCUGAAGAAAGUCCUGGACAAAAGAAACAUCGAGCUGGUGCUUGCCAACCCGUUGGGAUCGGUGGCGGAGAGGAUUUUCAACUCGGCGGUGGGGGAUACCUUCGGGUCGGACCGCCUCUUCUUCAGCGUAGGGGAGGCCGUCGUGGCGGGGGCAUGCAAAGCGGCGCAGCCCUGA
Miscanthus lutarioriparius is the source of this 1995-nucleotide messenger RNA. The record is from the annotation of a GenBank genome assembly. Lineage: Eukaryota; Viridiplantae; Streptophyta; Magnoliopsida; Poales; Poaceae.